AUGCCAACAGAGGAAAUUGUUAAAAUAGAAGUCAAGGUUGCAUUACCUGUUUGCGACAUCAAAACUAUUACAGAAAACAGAGUUGGCUACUCAAUAAAUUCUAUGGAUUUGUUUCUUGGGAAACAGAAAUUGGAAGAUUCGAAGAUAUUAUAUCAGUGUGAUAUCAACGAAGAGUCUGUCUUAAAGGUGAAGAGUAAAACAAUACAGAUCUUAAUCAAGACGAUUGGUGGAAGUAUUACACUAGACGUGCACAGGCACGAGUUGGUCAAGGAUGUGAAGGGCAUGCUUCUACACAAGCUAAACAUACCAGUUCAUCUUCAAAAACUUGUGUUUGAAGGAAAAAACCUAGCUGAUUCCCGGGAUUUAGCAAGCUACAAUAUCAGAAUGCACUCGAAUAUCAUUUUUGAUUUUCGUAGUUCUGUUUCUACGUAUAUUAUGAGUUACCAACAACAUUGUGGAUUCAAGUAG
Solanum tuberosum (potato) is the source of this 468-nucleotide messenger RNA. Its product is annotated as polyubiquitin-like. NCBI's taxonomy places the organism in Eukaryota, Viridiplantae, Streptophyta, Magnoliopsida, Solanales, Solanaceae. Bases 1 to 468 code for a protein of 155 amino acids. The record is from RefSeq and is a predicted model, not a curated record. The transcript has a single exon. Gene Ontology annotation, molecular function: protein binding.